Molecule: messenger RNA, 1190 nt
Organism: Odontomachus brunneus
Lineage: Eukaryota; Metazoa; Arthropoda; Insecta; Hymenoptera; Formicidae
Product: cysteine-rich PDZ-binding protein
Exons: 2
Coding region: 634-936 (100 amino acids)
Biological process (GO): cytoplasmic microtubule organization
Cellular component (GO): dendrite
Molecular function (GO): microtubule binding; PDZ domain binding
Source: RefSeq, a predicted model, not a curated record
AAUAUGGUCUUUCUUCAAUGCAUUUUGGAUAUUUGAUGGUUUAUUUUUUGAGAAUUACACAAACUCAAUUUUGCAAUCACUAUAUUCGACAAUAGUAGUACAAUAGUAUAACAAAUAAAACGUUUCUAUCAGUGUUCAAUCGAUAUUUUGAAGCUGCGUCACAGAAAAUACAUGAAAAGGUGACUGAGAUAAACAACCUUUUUCUUUUCUUUUGUUGUUUGUAAAUAAUAUAAGUUUUUGAAUUUAUCGAGUCAGAUCUUCUUUUCAGUAGUUGAUCAUUUGCUAUAUAAAUCUAUGCUAUAUAUGGAAUUAUUGAUGGCUUAGUAAUCAGACAAUCGUUUCUCAUAGCUUGUCUCUUGCUUAACCUAACCUAACCUAACUUAAAGCCUUGCCUAACCUAACUUCAGCUAAAGUAACCAAUCUAACCUCGAUUUUGAUCGUUUAAACGCGAUAAAGUGAAAUACCAGUUGUUUACAAGAUUCUUGAAUUUAUACGGAAAUAAGGAUAUAAGAAGGCAAGGCAAAAGAAUAGAAAAGAAGAAGAAAGAAGCAGUAAAACUGUUGUCACAGCUGAUUUUAUAUGCAUUUUUUAGAUAAAUAAUUUGUGACGUUUGUCAAAUAAUAAAGCUUCAAUAUGGUUUGCGAGAAGUGUGCAAAGAAAUUGGGCACAGUUAUUACUCCAGAUCCUUGGAAGGCAGGUGCAAGGAACACAGUGGAAAGUGGAGGUCGUAAAGUAGGAGAAAAUAAAGCUCUUUCCUCAGGAAAAGCACGAUUCACGCCAUAUACCACAAAAUUUGAGACUUGUAGGAUAUGUAGACAGAAAGUUCAUCAAGUGGGUUCCCAUUAUUGUCAGUCCUGUGCGUAUAAGAAAGGUAUAUGUGCUAUGUGUGGUAAAAGGCUGUUAAAUAUAAAGAAUUAUAAACAGUCAGCCACAUAAUUUUUUUUAAAGAUGGAAUACAAAAUUCGAGACUAAGAAUUCAUUAUACUAAGAUAUAUUAUAUACGACUCAAUUAUACAUCAUUAUUUAAUAUUAUGAGCAUAACAUUAUUUCCAACGCACAAAUUUGUCAAAAAAUUUCUUGUUUCCUUAAACAUGUUUUAUUAACUCCUUAACUUUGUAGUUAUGGUUUAUAUAUAUGCGCCCUAUAUCUUGAAAUAUUAUACUGAAACUAUUAAAGAGUAGGUUUGCAAA